This is a messenger RNA of Aspergillus niger, 1353 nucleotides long. RefSeq lists its product as uncharacterized. The transcript is spliced from 2 exons. The record is from RefSeq and is a predicted model, not a curated record. NCBI's taxonomy places the organism in Eukaryota, Fungi, Ascomycota, Eurotiomycetes, Eurotiales, Aspergillaceae. The coding region runs from base 1 to 1353 and encodes 450 amino acids. Gene Ontology annotation, cellular component: transferase complex. Gene Ontology annotation, biological process: isoprenoid biosynthetic process; ubiquinone biosynthetic process. Gene Ontology annotation, molecular function: prenyltransferase activity.
AUGAAAGCACGGACGGUGCCGGCAUCCGGGCUGGUGCUCUCGUCACGCGUCACGUCUUCCACGAUAGUUUGCUGGCAAUGCCUCCGAAACGAAUUGGUUGCAAAUCAAUUCCAGCUUCAAUCACGAAAGUAUCACCCGACAAAACGUAAGGAUGUGUCGCCGCUGGGUGCCGCCGUCUCUGCAGCUCAGACCAUCUUCAAAGGCCUCCCCAAGGCACCUCCGGGCAUUUCCGUCGACCCAUUGCGGAUGGUAGGAAAGGAACUCAAAUUCUUGACGAAGAACCUUCGGCAGCUACUGGGAUCCGGCCAUCCUACACUGGAUAAGGUGGCCAAAUACUACACCCGCAGUGAGGGUAAACACAUGCGGCCGCUUCUGGUGCUGCUGAUGUCUCAGGCGACGGCGCUGUGUCCCCGGAAGACUGGCACGGACAACAAUUCCGCAACAGUGAACGACCCGAUCAGCUCGCCCUCAAUCCUCGUCGAUAACAAUCCGGACCUGGAUGCGCUCUCAUCCGGUAGUGCCGAUGCGCCGUACGACUUUGCCGGCGACAAGGACAUCCUGCCCACCCAGCGGCGGCUUGCUGAAAUCACCGAAUUGAUCCACACUGCGUCCCUCCUGCACGACGACGUCAUCGAUAAUGCUGUGUCCCGCCGUUCUUUAACGUCUGCCAACCUCCAAUUUGGAAACAAGAUGGCUGUUUUGGCGGGAGACUUCAUGCUGGGUCGGGCCUCCGUCGCUCUGGCGCGGCUGAGGGACCCGGAGGUCAUUGAGCUGAUGUCUACUGUCAUCACCAACCUUGUUGAGGGCGAGUUCAUGCAGUUGAAGAACACGGCUGCGGACGAGAAGAACCCCGUUUUCACGGACGACACCCUCUCGUACUACCUGCAGAAGACAUACCUGAAGACGGGCAGUUUGAUCAGCAAGUCCUGCCGGUCAACUGCCGUGCUGGGUCACAGCGCCCCCGAGGUCGUCGAAGCCUCCUACCAGUACGGACGCAACUUGGGACUGGCGUUCCAGCUUGUGGACGAUAUGCUGGACUAUACCCUGACCGAGGCUGAGUUGGGCAAGCCAGCUGGCGCGGACCUGGAGCUGGGUCUUGCUACGGCCCCGCUGCUCUUUGCCUGGAAACAGUUCCCAGAGCUUGGCCCGUUGGUUGGCCGGAAGUUCAGCCAACCCGGCGAUGUUCAAAAGGCUCGGGAGCUUGUUAUCAAGGCCGACGGUGUUGAACAGACCCGUAUCCUGGCCCAGGAGUAUGCGGAUAAGGCUGUCGCUGCGAUUUCUGACUUCCCUGACAGCGACGCCAAGGCUGGUUUGGCCCAGAUGUGCGAGAAGACCAUGAAGCGGAGAAAGUGA